AUGGACGAUCGCAGCGUGCAGGGUGCGUUUCUGCGCGAGGCCGAGAUGAUGGCGCGAAUGCUGGUGGUGCCGGCACUGCUAUUCUCGACGAGCUUUUCGCGGUCGCUCGAUCUCCUGGACGCCAAGAUCUCCGACUCGCUACCCAAACCGGUCGUGUGCAGCCUUACUGCCGAACUGGUGAUGAUGUCACGACAGCUGCCUGCAACAGCGACAUGGCACCUGCUAGCUGACCAGCUGGUGCCCAACUCACAGGUUCACUUUAACUCGGUGCUGUUCGAGGGUUUCAACGGGACGCUCGUUCCGCCUCCGACCACGGUGAUGGGCUGGUCUGGCGACGAUCGGGCUCAUGCGAGGGCGUACCGAGUUUUUGUAGCACAAGUCCGCCCGCUAGUUGCUGUCACGUACAAACUGCGUGUCGCGCUCCGUGGUCGUGCUGCUCUGCUCCACUCUGUCAGCCACGAGAACCUGCUGCCAUUUGUGGGCGCGGUGACCCUCGGCCCACAGGUGUCACUUGUCUACGCCCGAUGGGGCAUCUUUGCGCCGCUCGAUAGGGUCAUCAACAACGUUGUUCUCUCCAGCUCGCCGGACCGGAUGCUGACCAACAUGCUGCGCGGGAUGGUGCUUGGGCUCGCGGCACUGCAUGGCGCAGGAGUCAUCCACGGUAUGCUUUCACCGGACCACGUCCUUGUCUCGCCGACAGGCACCAUCAAGCUCAUGAUGUAUGGUAUGGAGGCGAUUCUGGCCCACACGGCGCCGCGGCUCGUUGCCACCAAGGACAUUUGCCUGGCACCCGAGGUGGUGAUGGGCGAAAGGGCGAAGCCUGCCGCCGACAUCUACGCCUUUGGCGUUCUCGCCAUCUGGCUCCUCAACGGCCGCCAACCGUUUGCCAACCACUCACUCCACGAGUUUAUCGCCGAAGUCACUGGGCCCGCGAUUGAUUCGCCACCCGAGCUGGUCCUUGGGGGCGACGCCAACCUCAUUCCCUCGCUUGCAUCCGCACUGUCGAUGGCGACAUGUCGAGCGCCAAGCAUGCGGCCAACGGCGCCGACGCUGGCGACGGUGCUGACCAGCGUUGACUCGCUAUAUCAAGAGAGCCACUAG
This is a messenger RNA of Thecamonas trahens ATCC 50062, 1101 nucleotides long. Its product is annotated as serine/threonine protein kinase. Bases 1 to 1101 code for a protein of 366 amino acids. Gene Ontology annotation, molecular function: protein kinase activity; ATP binding. Gene Ontology annotation, cellular component: cytoplasm. The record is from RefSeq and is a predicted model, not a curated record. Gene Ontology annotation, biological process: protein phosphorylation; signal transduction. The transcript has a single exon. NCBI's taxonomy places the organism in Eukaryota, Apusomonadida, Apusomonadidae.